Sesamum indicum (sesame) is the source of this 2121-nucleotide messenger RNA. Lineage: Eukaryota; Viridiplantae; Streptophyta; Magnoliopsida; Lamiales; Pedaliaceae. The record is from RefSeq and is a predicted model, not a curated record.
AAGAGAAAAGGAAAACUAAAAUAAACUGAAAAUAUUCUAAGCUGGAGAAAGAAGGGGUUUAAAAAGAGAGGUUUAAGUCCAGCAGCCAUGGGAGAUAUUCUCUCCACGCCUUGGCAGCCGAAGUCCAACUCCUCCCCGCGGACACCGGAGAUCCACCAUGUCUUCUUCAAAUUCUCCGCAAACCCAUCAACCAAAAUCCACCCAGCUGCACAGAAUCCCAGAAUCAAGGAUCCCAAUUCAAGAAACCUCUGAUCCACCAAGAGAUACAAAGACAGCGGGAGUCCAAGAAAAUCCAGCAGAAAAGGAGACCCUUUUGGCGAGGGAUUCGGAAGAACCCAAGUACCCAGUUCAGGAGACCCUUUCAGAGGGAGCCGAGGGAGAAGAAGACGUGGAAGGUGAAUGUGGGUUUUGCUUGUUUAUGAAAGGGGGCGGAUGCAUAGAGACGUUUAUAGAAUGGGAGAAGUGUGUGGAGGAAGGAGAGAAGAACAAAGAGGAUAUCGUGGAGAAGUGUUUUCAGGCAACUGCAGCUCUUAAGAAGUGCAUGGAGGCGCAUUCCGAUUAUUACGCUCCUCUUUUGCAGGCCGAGAAGGCUGCGAAGCAGUUGGAGGAACAGAAAGAAAGGUCGAAUAACCAAGGAGGAGGAGGUGAAGGAAUGGGAAAGAAGGAAAAGGAAUAACAUUUUGGUAGCUCUGAUCGAAAGAAAUAGUCUUGAUCUGGUAGGAUAUUGAAGAUUGAGCUUUCUUGAUUAUACGGUUCUUAUUGCUAAUUGAAAUGAGGACUUUUUGCUGAGGUAAAGUAAUAUAAAACUUGAAAAUUUUGGGAUGAAAUUGAUAUGCUUUUGCAUAAAUGUAUUGGCUAUUAAAUGGAAAUUCAUUCAAUGCAUCCUGCCGAUCUUAACAUGUAAAAUCAUCUUAUUUGUGGGGAACAUUGACUGAACGUUCUUCUAUCUCUCCAAUAUGCUGCCCAUUGGGUUGAUAAUUUUGAAUUGUUUGAAGGAAAUGCGAAAUCUUGCAAUGAUCUGGGUAGAUGAAACAGGAAAAUUUUCUUUGGGCAACAUAGUGAUAUUUACUUGUAACUGCAGAUAUUCUUGCCAGGAUUAUGUUUUGACUGCAUUACGGAUUUUGGUUCACAAGUUGAGAUGAUUUAACUUACUAGUCUGUGGUUUCUUGGUCAGAGAGAGAUGAAGAUGAAAAUGUGUUUACAUCCAUGAGAUAAAUGACGAACGCCAUUUUAGUUAUAUGCAAAAUCUAGCAGAAACCUCAACACUUGAUUUGCCGCUCGAUUCUGUUUUUGUCAAUAAUUAUUGAUCUGUUUGAGUUCUAGUUGGCGGACAUUUGGCAAUUUCUGGAGCUUGUAUAUUUGAUCUGUCACUACAGUUUCUUAUAGGGUCUCCUUUCAGGGGUUUAAGACCUUCCUCAUAUAUACCACCCAGUAAAAUGCAUGUGGGCACGUGUAUGUCCUUGAUAUGCUUGCAAACAAGAAAACUUUUAUGUCUUUCAAAGUUGCUGCUUCAGUUGGUGUCCUGAUUAUGAUCUUUCCUCAAGUUCUUGACUCCAAUCACGUUUUCUUUGUUCUCCUUAUGUUAAGCUUUUCUUUUUCCUUUUUUGGUAUGCUUUUGAUAAGACGUGAUGCAAUAUUCAUCGUUGCCUUCUGUUGCAACCCCAUUCAUGGUGGUUGAUGGCCAGUUGGGUAUUUUUAUUGACAGGUAUGAAUAUCAUGAAAAAAGUGAAUUUAUUGGUUUCCGAAGAUCUUACUCCUUCAGCCUAUAUGAUGAAAUUUCCUGCGAGACUCUGCUUCAAUCUUUAGAAUGCAUAAUUUCAGGAAAUUUGAUUUUCUAGACUUUGUUAGAAUUUGGAAGAGUUAGAAAUUCAAGAUCUGUUAUGUUGUUUCAGAAGCUACGGCCUAUAGCCCUUAGAAGAAAGUCUGAAUUGCAUUAUUUUUAUAUGCUAUAAUACACUAUGCUAUAUAGGAGACGACUCAGGGAAGACUUUAAAUCACUUUAGAGAGCCUUUUGUAGGAUUUUCCAGUGACGAGGUUUGGUCGGAGAAGCAGCAAAACUUAUAUCUUUGAUGACCUUUGAAUAAAAAUGAAAAGGCAACUUUUGACUACGUUUUUAUGCUU